GCUGCCCUGCUUCCUGCCCCCCCCCCCACCCAGCACAGUCCUCCCAUCGGCCUCCAGCCCACUACCACGACGACGGGAGGCCCUCGGCUGUUCCCAGCAAGCCUGUGGAUGCCACUCGAGAUGUCCCCUUUUGGAUGCUGGGGUCUGCCCACCGCCCUUCUUGCCCUGUUCUGCUGCCCAGGGUCUGGGGAGGAGUUCGAGGUCCACAUGUAUCCAGAGCAGCUGGUGGUGGAGCCCGGAGGGUCCCAGCUGGUCAACUGUAGCACCAGCUGUGCGAACCCUAAGACCGGGGGCCUGGAGACCACGCUCACCAAGACCCUGAACCAGUCCGGACCCCAGUGGAAGCAGUUCUUGGUCUCCAACAUCUCCCAGGACACCGUCGUCCACUGCCACUUCACCUGCUUCGGGAGUCAGAAGUUGAAGAGUCUUAACGUCAGCGUGUUCUACCCUCCCAAGCAAAUGCUCCUGAAGAUACAGCCCACGUGGGUGGCUGUGGGGAAGUCCUUCACCAUCGAGUGCCACGUGCCGGAUGUGAAACCCCUUGAGAGCCUCACUCUCACCCUGCUCCGUGGCAAGGAGACCCUGUGCAACAAGACCUUUACGGGGGAGAAAAAUGACACCCAAGGAGCCACGGCCACGCACAAGGGCAUGGCUCACAGGGAGGACGGCCGCCACAACUUCUCGUGCCACGCCCGCCUGGAUCUGCGGUCUCGCGGCGGGGACAUCAUUCACCACGUCUCCGAGCCCCAGAUGCUCAAGGUCUAUGAGCCCACACCGGACAACCAGAUGGUCGUCAUCAUCUCCGUCGUGUCGGUGCUGCUCUUCUUGUUUGUGACGUCUAUCCUCCUGUGCUUCAUCUUGGGCCAGCACUGGCGCCAGAGGCGGAUGGGCGCCUACGGGGUACAAGAUGCUUAGGUGGGGCCUGAGUCAGGCCUACUGGCACAGCCUACACGAGUGGCAUGGCCACCGCCACAGCAGCUGCUGGAACUCAGCGGGACUCCUCAGGAUUGUGGUCUAGCCCUGGCUGCGGGACGGUUACAAGCAGCCGAGGACAAUGGGGUCGUUUCCUUUUCUAGUCUGCAUAUAAACACGUGGACCCAA
Enhydra lutris kenyoni (northern sea otter) is the source of this 1101-nucleotide messenger RNA. Its product is annotated as intercellular adhesion molecule 2. The transcript is spliced from 5 exons. The record is from RefSeq and is a predicted model, not a curated record. Gene Ontology annotation, molecular function: integrin binding. Gene Ontology annotation, cellular component: membrane. NCBI's taxonomy places the organism in Eukaryota, Metazoa, Chordata, Mammalia, Carnivora, Mustelidae. Gene Ontology annotation, biological process: cell-cell adhesion. Bases 109 to 915 code for a protein of 268 amino acids.